Hypoxylon fragiforme is the source of this 426-nucleotide messenger RNA. Its product is annotated as RNA polymerase II. The transcript has 2 exons. Bases 1 to 426 code for a protein of 141 amino acids. The record is from RefSeq and is a predicted model, not a curated record. Lineage: Eukaryota; Fungi; Ascomycota; Sordariomycetes; Xylariales; Hypoxylaceae. Gene Ontology annotation, molecular function: nucleotide binding. Gene Ontology annotation, biological process: transcription initiation at RNA polymerase III promoter. Gene Ontology annotation, cellular component: RNA polymerase III complex.
AUGAAGAUCUUGGAAGCUCAGUCGGCUGUAAUGACUAAUGUCGAAGUUUACGCCUUCCUGAGCAACCAAGCCAAGCAAUAUGAAGAGCAGAAGCGCAAGGGCCCUGCAAACCUAGAGACACUACGUAAGGAGGUGUUGCAAUAUUUCGAAGCACCGCCAGGCCCUUUGAGUCAAAAGCCCCUGCCUUUUGAUUCUUCGGCGAUCCCUACACUGAUCCAGAAACUGCACCCUUACCAGAUCACCAAGGGUGAAUGCAUCAUGAUCUUGAAUCUGCGGCCAACUAACACCCCGAUCCUCAACGCUGUUAUCGAGGAUAUGGAAGACCGCUUCAGCGCCGAGCAGCAGCAGGAGAUCCUUGAUAUCAUCACCGAGAUUCUUGGACAAUUUCCCCAGGAGCCCGAAGAAGAAGCUGCCGAAGAAACAUGA